Molecule: messenger RNA, 1818 nt
Organism: Spodoptera exigua (beet armyworm)
Lineage: Eukaryota; Metazoa; Arthropoda; Insecta; Lepidoptera; Noctuidae
Source: the annotation of a GenBank genome assembly
AUGAAGGCGAUCGUAGCCUGUUUGUUUAACGUGUUAAUGGUCGUGAAAAGUGAUGAAUACCUUAAUGUUACGUACGAACCCGCUCAACGUCAAUUAUUGGACUUUAAGGAAGAACAUCAGUACCCGAUAGGACUAUGGACUAAAAAUAACGGAGAUCCAGUUGACAUACGUGACACAGUAACAAUUAACUCCGACCAAUUUAGCAAUGAAUUAUUUAUUGAUACAUUCACGACAACAGUCGGCGAAAGAAUACCAGAGCGAAUUGCUACUGCAAAAGGCACUGGGGCCUUUGGCUAUUUUGAAGUAACAAAAGAUAUCUCAAAGUAUACAUACGCUGAUGUCUUUAAUGGUGUGGGUAAGAAAACACCUGUAGUUGUCAGGUUUGCAACAGCAUUUCAAAACAAAGGUGGAUCCGAACUUGUCAGAGACUUAAAAACUAUGGCGGUUAAAUUUUACACUAAACAAGGAAACUUAGAUAUCCUUGCUCUUUCAAUACCUAUUUUUGCUUUUAAAGAUCCGAUGUUGUCAAGGGACAUAAAUCAUGCUUUUAAAAGAAAUCCUCAAACUAAUCUGUACGAUUUCACAAGUGUUUAUGAUUUAGCAACACUAAGACCUAGCUUUGGCCACGCUCUCUUUUGGGUAAUGUCUGAUUAUGGUAUUCCGGAUGGGUACAGAAGGAUGGACGCAUUUCCCAUUCACACUUACGAACUUUCCAAUAAGCAUGGAGAGACACACUACGUGCGAUUUAACUUCAGAACUGACUUAGGUUUCUCAUACCUCACAACCGCCCAAGCAGCCGCCAUUCAAGCAGUUGAUUUGGAUUACUAUACUCGAGAUUUGUACAACGCUAUUGACUCAGGAAAAUAUCCUUCGUGGACACUUGAAAUGGAUGUGAUGACGAUACAUGACUUGGAAAAGGUCCACUACGAUCCUUUCGAUAUAACAAGACUGUGGAAGAAUGGUACAUUCCACACGGUGCCAAUUGGGCGGUUGGUAUUAAAUAGGAACGUUGAAAAUUAUUUUAGAGAUAUCGAACAAGCAGCCUUUGAUCCUGCUCAUUUAGUGCCAGGUAUUCCUGGGCCGAUCGACUAUUUGUUCCGUGGUAGAAGAAUGGUCUAUAAAGAUGGACGAAAUUACCGCCUGGGAAGAAACAACGAAAACAUUUUAGUAAACAUGCCAUUGCACUCGAAGACGUAUGUUCGUGAUGGGAGGCCACCGGUUAGGCUUAACAUGAAAAACGCUCCAAACUAUUAUCCUAAUUCAUUCCAUGGACCUGUUCCGUAUGUGGAUGAGCACAGACCGUUGAAAAAGUUGCAAAUUUUGCAAAGUAAUGCUGUAGAUUUGGAACCGAUGUGGUAUUUCUACAAUUAUAUUCUGGAAGACGAAGCUCACAAGCAGAGAUUUAUUGACAACAUUGUGUUAUCUCUUGUACCUGUCACUCCGCCAGUCAUUCAGAGAACUCUAAAACUACUAUUCUUGGUGGACCAAAGUUUGGGUGAGCGAGUAAAGGCUGCUUAUGAAGUAGCAGUUGCAACCCAGCAAGCAGAACGUAUAGCUGCCCCUCCUAAAACUGUGUCUUUUCGAAGAGUUCCAUCUUCGGAGACUUAUAGGGAUAACACGCCUCUGCAUUGGGCACCGCAGAGUGCCCCUGCAGUGCCCAAUGCUGGCUACAACGACGACGACGAUAACAUUGAUUCCGUAUUCGGACUGGUGAGAGCGGCGGUGCGCCAACUGAGCGCCAAGAAUACCGCCCCAGAACCUGAUGGGUUGUAUGCUAAGUCUUGGCUCCUGGCCUCGGAGGUCCUAAGGCUCGACUAA